AUGCCACUGGUGUAUUUAAUCAGUGAUGUGGCCUAGAUCUUGCUUCUCAUGAAAAUAUAGUCCAAAGUUCAUCCAAUACGCCCAUCGGUGACCAACUCAUUUGUUUGCAAACAUUAUUACUUCACACCAAACCAGCAAUGAUUGUGGACUAGAAGUAGACAUAUCGGGAACUUAAGGAAAGUUAGUAGCCUAUAUUGUGUAGGAUCAUGCAGGAAAUAUUUUCAUGAUUUAAUAUCGCAUCAUCAAAAAAAAUAAUAGCACCCAUCCGUAGUCAUGGAGGCGAGGGAGAGAAAAAUAAAUAAAACGAGUGAAAACUCGGAGAAUCAUGAGGAGAAAAUGGGAAACGGAGACGUGGCAGAACAAGAAGAAAUAAAGGGCAAGGUGACCAUGAAGAGGCAAGUGAGCCUACUAAGUGGUAUCGCCCUCAUUGUUGGAACUAUGAUAGGCUCGGGUAUCUUCGUUUCGCCGAAAGGAGUUUUAAGUCAAACCGAGAGCGUCGGUAUGAGUCUGGUUAUAUGGUUCCUCUGUGGCGUUCUCUCUACUAUAGGUGCGCUAUGCUAUGCCGAGUUGGGUACGCUCAUACCCAAAUCUGGCGGUGAAUACUCGUACAUAUUGGACACAUUUGGGUCCCCCCUGGCCUUCCUGUUUGCAUGGGUUUCUACACUUCUGAUCAGACCGUCCUCGGUUGCCAUCAUCAGUCUCAGCUUUGCAGAAUACGUAGCGGCUCCGUUCUUUGGAGGGGAGUGUGGCGCCCCUGAGGGCGUCAUCAAAAUGCUCGCUGCAGUGUGUGUCAUUUUAAUCGUUACUAUCAAUUGUGCCAGUGUCAGAUUGGCGACGGGUGUUCAGAAUGUUUUUACAGCAGCUAAGCUUCUAGCUUUAGUUAUCAUCAUUGUUGUUGGAUUUAUUCAGCUGAUACAAGGUAACACUCAAUAUUUGGAUCCUAAGAUCUCUUUUCAAGGUUCAACUGCUAAUGUAGCUGCAUAUGGGAUUGCCUUUUAUCAAGGAUUAUGGGCCUAUGAUGGCUGGAAUCAGCUAAACUACGUCACAGAAGAGCUUGUUAAUCCAUACAGAAAUCUUCCUCUUGCCAUUAUCAUCGGGAUACCUCUUGUUACAAUUCUGUAUCUCUUGGUUAAUAUUUCAUACUUCACCGUCAUGUCGCCGGAAGAACUAAUGCAAUCCAGUGCAGUAGCAGUGACGUUUGGCCAGCGAACAUUGGGUGUUAUGGCAUGGAUAAUGCCAUUCUCAGUAGCAUGUUCUACAUUUGGUGCUGCAAACGGAACACUUUUUACGGCUGGAAGACUUACUUACGUAGCAGCAAGAGAAGGUCAUAUGGUGGAGCUAUUGUCCAUGGUUCAUGUUAAGAGAUUAACUCCCUUACCUGCUAUGAUUUUCACGACGAUUCUAUCCAUAGCGAUGUUGAUACCCAGUGACUUUGAUACGUUGGUGAACUACUUCAGUUUCGCAGCUUGGAUGUUCUACGGUAUUACAGUAACAACACUGCUUUACCUCAGAUAUAAAUGGCCUGAUGCAAAGAGGCCAAUAAAGGUUCCGAUUGUAUUACCUAUCAUUGUAUUGAUAGCGGCAGUAUAUCUUGUGAUAGCACCUAUCAUUGAUGAACCUGCUCUCCAAUAUCUGUAUGCAUUCCUCUUCAUUCUGUCUGGUCUCAUCCUAUAUCUCCCGUUCGUUUACUACAAGAAGGAAUUAGGCUGCAUGAAAUACCUUACAAUGUUCUUUCAGUUGCUCUUUGAAGUAGCCCCCUCUAGGUUUGUGGCUCCUGAGGAAGAUGUCAGUCAGGAGGAAGAUGAACAAGCCAUAGUUGUGGAAUCAUGAUUGUCUGGAUAUAACACCAUUUUAACCAUUAAACCAGCAAUACCAUAAAUCGGCACGGUUGAUGUUUGGUAAAUGAACUUUUAUGUUAAUGUGGCCUUUUAAUCUGAAUCAUUCAAAUGUGGCCACAAUUGUUGUAUAAAAAGAGAAAUGGACACUACCUACCCCGGCUACCAACUAUCUUAAAUCAUGUACCUUUAAAUCAAUAAAAACUUUUUGUGUCAUAAAUUAUGUUAAUGGGACUGUAUAUGGCAAGUGAGAGUACUAAAAAAACACGUGAAGAUGAUCCUUGAAACUCAUACCAAAAUAUAUCAACAUAACUGAUAUUCACUAGAUGAAAUACUCCUCUAUUUUUGUUAAUGAUCGCUAGAAAACUUAUCAUUUGGAAAUUUUUGGUUAUUGAUUUCUGUAUUAUCUUAAGACGAUGGGCUAACUUGGAAUGUUUGUUAUAAAGUCGUGACAUGGCUUCAUGCAAUCACUAGACGAUUCGAAGGAUAGUGUAAGAAUGUAUCCAAUAACACUAGUAAAAGGGACAUUCUUCAGUGUUUGUUAUGUAAAAUGACGCCUUAUAAUCUAAUAUUGUGUGAAAAUGUACUCAUGAAAGAAGAUUUUUACAUGAUAUUUCACCCAAUAAACAUAUAUGAUCCCUUUCUUUUACUAAAUUAUGUUUGUUUAAACUUUUACUCAGCCAUUUAAAAUGUAAACUACAAAAUUAUUCCGAUAGAAACAAGCAUCAUUAUUACGAAGAGAAUGGUAAAAUUUACAAUCAAACCAACUUGUGCUUUCCGACUUUAUUUUAGGAUUUUAUCAUUAUUUUGAUCGAAGAGUGUGAUGUCUGCAUUGCGAUUGUUUGAAUGUUCAGCAAUCAUAUCAAUCAACAAUUCUUAUAAAGACGCUUUUCAGUAAUUCAUCUGGAUAACGUUUCCAAAAAAAAAAACUAAACACAAAUUGGUAAACUUAAAGAAUCAGAAAAAAAAUUGUUGUAUCAAUUCUGUUAAAGCAUUUUAGACUAUGUAAAGGCUGACAGUGAGAAUUAGAUAGAUCAAUGGUCACAAUGCGAAAUACUGAAUUCCUUUAGAUUUCGGAACCUUUAUCAUAAGUCAAUGGCACAAAAGAAAAGCAUGAAGUCAUUUAUUUUUUUACUUAUGAUCUGUUUACUUUUUUUCUCAUCUAGCUGUCAGUAAGAUAUUUUCGUUUGUUUUAUUGUUCUCUCGACAACCUUAUUCCGUAUAAAAGUACGGAUUGUGUCAUUUUGAUGCGAAGCUUUUGAGAAUGAACAAGGAUAUUUGCCUUUAUGUUCGAUGAUGUGAUAUAUAAGAUCGGUUUAUUUUCACUUGGUCUACGAGCAGCUGGUUCUCUUCCCAGAUAGUCUGAUAGCAUAUAGACUAACCCAUUUGGCCUAUACGACACACUACACUUAGAUUAAUUGUCAUUCAGUCUAAUGCACCGAUGGUCGAAUUUCUACUUCGACUACUUAUCAUUGUACACCUUGUCUAACGAAAUUCGGUUCAUAAACGAUUGAAGUGGUGUUAGAUCAAGUGGAUAUUAGACAAAAUGGGUAUAUACCCUAAUUAGAAAUUGUACAUUGUAAAUACUGAUUAUUAAGACGCAAGUAUGUUUAAAACCAGUAUUGUUGUUUAAACAAAUAUUGCUGUCGAUAAUUGGUGUAUGUAAUGUAAUUUUCAUCAAUCGCUAUAUAGGCAGCGAACGGUUCUCGCGUGUUUACUAUUUCUGAUCAAUUUUCUAUCAUUGCAUUGGGUUAAAAAAAUUAUAAAUGUAUUCAAGUUAUUUUCCCUGUAUAUAUUAUAUGUCAAUGUAAAUUUUGCCAUUUAUCUCUUAUGUUUGUUUUUAUAAAAGUUAAUUGUUAUGCUUGCCUAAAAAUAUCGCACCGGGAGUUUCAGUCAUAUGGCAGUUUUUAUCCAAUAUGCCUUCCACUGCCAGUAAAAAAUAAGAAAGAAGAAGAGAGACUGAUCUAACCAGUAAAAUAUGACUACUUUUCUAAUUCAACAAGAAACAAACGAUUCUAAGACUAUAAAAUAAUGUUAGCAUUACUAAAAAUCAUUUUGUACAUAGAAAAUUUAUAUUAUCAAUUUUAUCAAUAACAAGAAUUAUCUGAGAAUAUCAGUGUUAAAACGAAAAAUAUAAAAGUCUUGAUACCAUG
This is a messenger RNA of Lytechinus pictus (painted urchin), 3988 nucleotides long. RefSeq names its product b(0,+)-type amino acid transporter 1-like. Gene Ontology annotation, molecular function: L-amino acid transmembrane transporter activity. Gene Ontology annotation, biological process: amino acid transmembrane transport. The coding region runs from base 274 to 1830 and encodes 518 amino acids. The record is from RefSeq and is a predicted model, not a curated record. Gene Ontology annotation, cellular component: membrane. Lineage: Eukaryota; Metazoa; Echinodermata; Echinoidea; Temnopleuroida; Toxopneustidae. The transcript has 13 exons.